AUGAAGUCAGGUGAUAAGAAGGUCAUGAGAAGUGACAGUGAUCAGAUCAUACACCUUGAUUACAGAGACUUUGGGCGUUGGAAGGUCGAAAAAUUUGCUCGUUAUGUUGACAACCUAUUGCUCGCCCGUCGUAAUGUUGACUUGCACACAUUCCGUCUGCAUUGGGAUCCUCAUGUUCCCCUGAACUGCAAUGAUGUCAGAAAGUGGAUUCGCUACGCUGUGAAUCAUAAAGUUAAAGUGCUUGACGUGGAGCUUUGCAUGUAUGAUAAGACUAAUUUACCUCCUGGCAUUUUCACCUGCCGCUCACUUCAGGAGCUAAAUUUGCAGUGGGGUGGAGCUCCUUUUCGAGAUUAUGAGCAUAAGGGACUUGUGCUGCCUGACAUAAUCAAGCUUCCUUCUCUUAAAAAACUGACUCUACGCGAUGUGGAAGUGCACGAGCUUCCUCUGGAGAGUUUCAUUGCCCGGAGCCCUGGCCUAGAAGACUUGCAUCUGAUAGACUCUGCAGUGUGUCUUGAGCACAUAAAAUCAAAAGCGCUAAAAAGGCUAACCAUUGAUGGUUCCAUGUAUGGACCGGAUAGAAUGACAAUUUCUGCUCCUAAUCUCAUUAGCUUUGAGUGCACCGGUUUUUCACUGGAAGAUAUUGUUUGGAGAGACCAGCCAUCGCUAGAGAGUGCACACAUAAAUACUUGUGGGCGUACAUUUGGUGGUGAAUCUAGGUUUACAGGAGUUCUUGUGCAUGCCAAAAAACUUGCACUAUUUGGUCGUGACAUAAAGGUUAUGUUGGAAAAUGAGCUGCCUACAUGUUCAGUGUUUGAGAACCUUGUAACUCUUGAAAUUGGCAAAUGGCACUUGACCAAGGACUUCUAUGUUUUGCUUCGCUUCCUCCAGCUUUCACCAAGACUAGAAGAGCUCACUCUGAUGCAUAAACAGCUCGACGAAGCAGCAGAAACAGAAGGCAUGCCUACUGAUGGAAUGACCUUCCAGUGUCCAUUCCUUAAAAGUGUCAUCAUACAAUAUUCAGAGGGUGACGAUGGAAUUGACAAGCUGGUGGAUGUUCUGGUAGCGAAUGGUAUCAGUUCGGACAAGAUAAGUGUUACUUCCUACGAAGAUAUCAAAAUGAGGGCCUUUGCUGAGGAGGCACGCGCCGAAGAGGAGCGUCCAAAGAAGAAGAGGGCGAAGAAAAAUCCAGACUGGGAAGAUGAUGACUCCGACGAACAGAGUGACCCUGAUGAUCCUAGCGGCGACGAGUAUGAUCCUGAUGACUUUUGA
Triticum turgidum subsp. durum (durum wheat) is the source of this 1269-nucleotide messenger RNA. Lineage: Eukaryota; Viridiplantae; Streptophyta; Magnoliopsida; Poales; Poaceae. The record is from the annotation of a GenBank genome assembly.